GGAUAGUUUGGUACUUUCGAGAUUUUCCUUGUGAAUUUUAAGGUCCCUCUUAGUCUGCCUCUUUUAUUUAUUUUAUUUCUGUGUCUAUCAGCCUGGUUUGGUUUCUGAAAGCCAUUAAUUUGCUGCUAUCAGGUGACCUGGUUUUAUUUUUUUUUUUCCUUUUCAUUUUUUGGGACCCAGAAAUCAGCUUGAAACCCUAAACUAAAAAAAAAAAGCCAGAUGUUUUGCUUCUUUUAGCAGACAUGGAGUUCAAGGCCCUCACGAUCAUAUCGCCGAAGCAGCUCUUCAUGUUCAUCUACUACUAUCUCCGGAGGUUGUUAUGGCCAGUUUGUUCACUGUAUUUCAUUCUAUUCCUAUGGUUUACCUUUCUUUGCCUGCCGACAUGCACACCAUGCUUAAUGAAUGGGAUGCAGAAUUCACCUGAAUAUGAUGCAUGUGGCUCCUACAGCAAUAACCUCAAUGUGCGUUUUCAUGAUACUGUUGGUAAUUCUAGAAGCCUUGUUGCAGGUAGUUCAGUAACCCGUCUAAGUGAUGAGAAUGUUUGUAUUCAUUCUCAGUCGUUCUGUUUCCCCUCAACAUUAUUUGAUUUUGCUUCAAAAAGGCAUGAAACUGAACCAGCUGACGUAGGAAUUUCUAGGAGACAACCUGAUACUUUGUUAUCUCUAGGAUCAAGUUAUGCUGGGCAAAACUGGUCAACAGAUUAUGGUGUGUUUGAAUUGUCAAACGGCAGGGCCAUUUCUUGUUCUUUGUACUCCGUAGAGGUUAGCCCUGAAUUAUCAUCAGUUGAAGCUGGCAGUGCUAAUCUAAAUGAACUUUCGUCAUGUAGAGGCCCUUUACUAAAUCAGAGGAGUACACAUUUUAGGUUGAACAAGAAGUCUGAGAUGGUUAGAGCAGAUGCUGAUGUUUCAUCUUCAGUAAAUGUAGCUAUAAGCCCUCCUGUACUUGACUGGGGACAGAAGUUUUUGUUCUCCCCUUCGGUGGUAUGUUUAAUGGUGUCAAAUACCUGCAAUGACAGCAUUUUACAUGUUUAUGAACCAUAUAGCACUAACAUACAGUUUUAUCCCUGCAAUUUUACUGAGCUAUUGCUAGGACCUGGUGAAGUAGCUUCAAUUUGUUUUGUGUUUUUACCUAGAUGGUUAGGCCUGUCAUCAGCUCAUUUGGUCCUGCAGACUAGCUUUGGUGGCUUCCUUGUCCAGGCCAAAGGGUUUGCUGUAGAGUCCCCUUAUGAGAUUCAAUCUUCAACAAGCAUGAAUGUUCCUAGUGGUUGGCUGAGUAAACAUUUAUCUUUGUCCAAUUCUCUUGAUGAAACUAUCUAUGUGGAGGAAGUUACUGCAUGGGUAUCUGUUUCUUUGGGGAAUAUGUUCCACCUAACUGAAGCUAUUUGUAUACCAGACAGUUUUUUGGAAUCUGAUGAAGUUAGAUCACUUAGUAUGAAGGAUUGGUUGGUUGUGAAGAGUGGUCAAGUUGGUCUUCCCUUGAUGGCUAUGCGGCCCCAUAUUAACUGGGACAUUGAUCCUCGCAGCAGGGAGACCAUCAUGGAGAUGGAUUUUCCGUUGGAUUCUGAAGGAAAAAUUUUAGGUGCAUUCUGUAUGCAGUUGCUAGGGUCUUCACAGGAUCAACCUGAGUUGGUUAUGGUUCCAUUUGAAAUUGAUCUUGAAAAGAAAGAAAAAUUUGGUGGCUUUUCAGGUCCUGUUACAGUUUAUCUUGAUUUUUUCGAGACGUUUUAUUUUGGUGGAGCAAUUAUUACCAUUUCUCUGAAGAAUAGUGCUUCUCGCAUGUUGACUAUUGUCAAGAUCAGUGAAAUUGCAGAGAGGAAGCGUUUCCAUAUCAAGUACACAGAAGGGUUGCUACUUUUUCCUGGCACACUGACCCAAGUUGCUUUAAUCUCUUGUGCUCAGCUUCCUAAUGAAUUACAUGAUUCUCCAUUUGAAUCGUCCGACAUUGAGAGAAACUGUAUGUUGCGUAUACUGACAAAUGAUUCCAGUAGUCCUCAGAUUGAAAUUCCUUGCCAGGAUGUAUUCUUGCUUUGUUCAAGAAAUCAAAAGGAUUCAUCCAUUGGAGAUAAACAUCAGUCUCAGAAUAUCAAAUCUGGUAAUCCAAUUACAGGUUCAUUAGGCAGUGGCAUGUCUUCACAGUUCAAGGCAUUUGAGACAGAAGAAGCAGAUGAAAUGGUUCUGAGAAACUGGAAAUCUCUAGGCACUACAAAUGGUAUGUCAGUGCUCGAUGACCAAGAAUUGUUGUUUCCAAUGGUUCAGAUUGGAACUCAUAGCUCCAAGUGGAUCACUGUAAGAAAUCCUAGCGGACAGCCAGUUGUGAUGCAGCUCAUUCUUAACUCGGGAGAAAUUAUUGAGGAGUGCAGGGAUAUGCAGGCUCCUUCUGGCAGUUUGGUUUAUAUGGAACCCGCUGCACCAAAAAGUUACGGGUUCUCAGUAGCAGAGAGUGCAGUGACCGAAGCCUAUGUCCAGCCUUAUGGUGAAGCAUCUUUAGGCCCUGUAUUCUUUAGUCCUUCAAAUCCAUGUGGGUGGAGAAGUUCAGUUCUGAUUAGAAAUAACCUUUCUGGUGUGGAGUGGUUACCUUUGAGGGGUUUUGGAGGGUCACAUUCUUUGGUCUUGUUUGAUGGUUCUGAGCCUGUCCAGAGCAUAGGCUUUAACCUCAGCAUGUCAAUCCCUCUUAAUAUUUCUCCACUUGAUAUGUUUUUUCACACAGAAGAGACUGCUUUUGCUUGCUCUCAGCGUCUGUCUAAAGAGAUACAUGCCAAGAACGUGGGAGAUUUGCCAAUUGAGGUGAGAAGUAUUAAGGUCUCUGGGGCAAAGUGUGGACUAGAUGGGUUUAUGGUGCAUAGUUGUAAAGGAUUUUCUCUCAAACCUGGAGAAUCAACCAAGCUUCUAAUAUCAUACCAGACUGAUUCUUUGGCUGCUAUGGUACAUAGAGAUCUUGAACUUGCCCUGGCUAGUGGUAUACUUAUCAUACCUAUGAAGGCAAGUCUUCCUUUUAAUGUGCUCAAUAUCUGUAAAAAGACAGUUUUCUGGAUGCGAUUGAAGAAAUUCUCUGUAGCCAUUCUUUUGGUUGCUUCUUUAAUUUUCCUGGUAGUUUGUUGCAUAUUUCCACAAGUGACGGCAAUGGGCUCCCAGGAUUGCUUUGAUAAGGAGAAAAUCUCCAUUUGCACAAUCAGCAAUUCUGGUAAAAGUUUUCAUUUACCUUGCAACCAGAAAAACAGCAAAUUUUCUGUGUCUGCUGAAAUAGGCUGCCUUUUGAGAUCAAUUGGGGGAGGGAAAUCCUCAAAGCAUGCCUCUGGUAAUGGAUAUCCUGAUAAUGAAAAUGUUGCUCCAGAGCCUCAGCUAGCUUCUCCACUUGCAGUACGACCUUUAGAAAAUCAGAGAGGAAUUAAUAGUUUGCCAGAUACUCAAACUGGAAAUUCUUUAUCAUCAUUCUCUAAAUGUGCAACAGUUAAUGAUUCUGGUGCAACGGAAGCGUCUCAACCUGCAAAUCUCACGGUCAGGAUUGGAAAAGAGAAGGGAAGAAGGAGAAGGAAGAGAAAGGGUGCAGUUACUGGAUUAACAGCUCUGUUUGACUUAUCUAGUAGUCAAAGUGGAAAUUCAACUCCUUCAUCUCCUUUGUCCCCAGUCAUGUAUAUGACGACAAACUCUACAUGGCCACCAUCUCCUGAUGCCAACCAGUCUGUUGAAGCUAGAAAUCCAUUUGCUCGAGUGUCUGACCGGCCUUUGAAGGAGGUGCAAGUCUCUCUAUCGGAUUCAGGGGCACAUAUGGUGGAACACAAUGUCCCUGGAAAGCACUGCAGUAACACAAAUCAUUUUUAUACUCAGGAGCAGUCUUCAGCCCCCGGACGAAGUGCUUCUAAGCUGGUUUUGUUGCCUCCUCCAUCUUUUCCUUGUGCAAGUAGGCCUGUCCCAAGGAUUCAAUGCACUUCUCCUUUGGCCUCAACAUCUACAGUUGCUCCUCAUGCUCGUGCUCCGGGUUCCAACCUCUUCAAGCAGAAAGCAGUUCAAACAGAAGAGAAGGCAAGGGUGGGGAAUGAAUAUGUAUAUGAUAUCUGGGGUGAUCAUUUAUCUGGACUCCAUUUAACGGGUGGGUUAAAGGAUGUUACUUCCCUGAACUCUAAGUUUCCAGAAAGUAACUCUGAUAGUUUCUUUCUCAAGGGUCCUCAAACCUUCAUGGCAAAAACUCAGCCGAGGUAUGUAAGCUUCUUUCAUCAGGAGGGAUAAUAAAUAUAAAUGAAGAAAUAAUUAUGGAAUCUCCUCGCUCAUCUGGGUCACCCAAUUUAUUCAUUUCACUCUUUUAAAAUUCUCUGGUAAAAAGGUGAAGAUUUUUGAAAAAUGGUACUAACCUACAAGCAAUCCGUUGGCAUAGAUUUAGAAACCGACAUAGAUUUAGAAACUAGAACCGUGAUUGGUUCAUUUUAAACUUUUGAGAUAUUUGUUAUCCUGUUUUUUUUCCCCCUUAAAUUUAAUCUUUUCCUUUCUUUCAGUAAAUGGUGUUCUCUUUUCCUUGGAUUGUUUGAUUUCUGCCUUGUUACUGAAUUGAGUUCAUCCUUCUUCCUUCAGUAAAUUAUCGUUCUUUUUUUAUGAGUUCAUCCUUUUUUUUAAUUUAUUUUUAUUUUUUAAAAAUUUUUUGGCUCAACAUAUCAGUGCACAUACAUCUGAGGACACUUAGGUAAUGUUGUUCCCUUUCCAUUACAUAGGAAUCUCACACUUGUGCUUCAUUUUCCAUUACUUCUAACAUAUGAGUGUGUGAAGGGUGGGUUGUGAGUCAGAUUAGAGGGUGUUGAUGGUAAAUGUACAGUUUUUUUUUACUAAAACUUGUAUAAAUUGAUACGGAUACUAAAAAAGUUAACGAGUUUAUUGGAGGUGAAGCAUACAUGUCCUGCCACAUCAUACUAAUGCAGGCUGCCUUUUUUUUUAUUAUUAUAAGUAAUGUACGGACUGCUUAUUAUAUCAAAGAUUCUCAUAAAUAAGCAGGCUGAAUGUUACACGCUAAACAAAUACAAUCCUCCUUAUUUGUGGUUAUUGUGUUAGUGCCUGGCCUGAAUCUUGAUAGUGGUUAAUACUGCGACAUGCUCGACUUAUUUGACUAAUCGUUUCUUAACACUUCUAUUCCAUUAGGGGUAGUAAAUAGUUGUAGAGUACAUAUCAUAGAUUUCAGCAUUUUGCAUUAAUUUAAUAUUUUGCGAUAAUUAGUAAUUUAAUUUAUUAUUUCUCAUUUUAUAAGAGUUAAGAGAUUUAGUCUUCACAUACUUUCAACCUAGCGAUGUGCAGGUAAGUAAUGGAUUGUAAAUUAUUGAUUGGACCAUUUCUUGUAAUCUUAAUCGUUUAAAACUUAUUGUUCAAAAAUGCUAACGACAUAUUCUUUGUUCUCUGCAAUGAUGAUUCUCCUUGGUGUCCGAGAUCCCAAACUCUGAAUUAAUUGGUUCCCAGAAUUUUUUGUUUUUACCAUUAAACUAUUAUCCCCUUCUCCCAUUGUUACAGUUACCAGGAAUAAAUUUUACUUUCUUAAAAGUGCAGAUUAGAUGUGAGCUUUGUAUGUUUGCAAUUGUGAAAUUUAAAACAUUUUGCAUUGUAAACUUAAAAAAUUCAACUAGUAAGGUUUGGUUUGAAUUUCGCUCUACUUUUACGUAAUUUCUGCCUCUAGUUUUCUCAUUAAGAUUGGCAUGUGGAAUUAAAACAUAAUUUGUAUAAUUUUAUCUUUAUUUCUAUUUUGAAUUUUUGUGGAUGGGAAUUUAUUCUUAUGAAUUGAAGUGGGAAUUUAAUUCUUGAAUACGGUGUUAGGAUAAAAUCAAAUAUAAAACAUGUUCUAGAUCUAUGCAGUAAGACCAAUAUAAAAAUUGAAGUUGAGAAUUAAGUGAUAAUGGUAUGAAAAUUGAACUAGUCAGUUGCCGCCCCAAACAAGAAAAGGAACUAGUCUUAAUCUAAUUGAUAUGUGAUCACCCCCUUAUUGGGCCAAGGUCUAUCGUGGCUGUCCAACUGAAAAAUUACAUAGCAUAUAACAGAGAUUUACGGGUCUAGAUCUGGACGAUUGUAAAUUUUGGUCCAUUUUCCUACCCAAUCCUGCCCCAGAUUGAAUAAUUUUUUUAUUAACUCAUUUUAUCAACAUUUUCCUUGUUGGGUCACCACAUGAAUAUCUAUCAUCCCAACUUCAUGGGAAAAAAAUAUUGAUGAACUUGUGAUUUACAGUUGGUCAGUAGACAUUAUCAUCGAUAUUGUCAUCAUCAUCAUUGUCUUGAUUAUGAUUAUUGUUAUUGAUGUUUAUUAUAUAAGUGUCUUUAAUAAUUUGGUAGAAUUAAGCUUCAUUUUUAAACUAACAGUCAAGUUUUUCCACAAGUAUAAACAAUAUUUUUUACUAGGCACUUACGUGAUAUGUUUAUAUUCACAGUUUCAGUUUUUAUACUCUUACAGAUGCUAUUUCUUUAUUGAAUAAACUAUAGUCUAUCUUUUCAUGCUUUUUUGAAGCAGAAUUAUUUGUUUUCUUACUGUUUCCAUAACUUCAGGCAUGUGAUCGACAUGUAAUACAUAUUUAACUAUCAGUUGAUGAUUAGUAAGAAACUAAACUGAAAUUGCUUCAUAUAUUUGUUAUACAUAGAAUGAAUCUAGUUAUUAUUAUACCAAAAUCUGGAGGACUUCCAUGAAAUUUAGCCUUGUUUUUUAGAUGAUUAUUUUAAAACUGUUGAUCCAGGUCAAUUCUUAUAAAAAUAUGUAAUCUAUUAUAGAUUGUAAGAAAUGACCAUAUUGGAUAAAACUAAGAAUUAUUUGAGAGACAAGUAGAAGGAUAGACAAACAGAUAAUCAAUGAGAGCUGAGUUUCUCGUUGCAACUAUCUUAGCCAUUGCUGAUCCAUUACUGUUCCAUGGGCAUAGCAAAAGAUAGGUCUCAUCUAGCAGACCAGACAGGCACACAUGUUGCCCCACAACAGAGUUGUCAGUUUCCAAUGCCAAAAUGCCCUAGAGGUUGUUGGCUGUAAGAGAUUUAGUAGUUGAGAUUGUUAGAAUGUUGUAACUUUCACCUAUUAUUGCUCUCUGCACGCUAACAAUGCUGUUGCUGGUAGUAGUUACCAAAGAACUCAGAGCACUGAUACAGAUAAGACUGCAUUUUUGUUUCCAUGAGACUGAUGUUGACCUCAGACUGCUCUGUCUCACUGGGCUGUUUAAUGUAUUGAUUAUUAACUAUAUUGCCUCUUUCUUCCUUUUUACAUAGCAUUUAAGUGCCUGUUCUUACUUUUUACAUAGCAUUAAGUUCCCUCACUCCAUUUUAUCCUUGUAUUUAAAAUGUUUAUGGAUGAUUUUUUAGUUAGUGUAUAGGUUUGAAUAUGUUUCUUGAAAGAGCUGGCAAAGCUCAAUAGCAACUAUACGUUGAUCAACCUCACCAACCCAGAGAAAAUCAAGUCUUCGCAAUCAUUAUCUAGGUCGUUUUAUGUAUUUCUCAAAUCCUGAUAAUGUCUUGCUUGUGUUUUCUAACAUGUUAAGCCGUCUAUAUAAGUAUGCAAGUUAAUGAUUUUUGUGUUUCCCGGACCCGUGUGACUUGGGUCCAUUUUUUUGAGAGUGAAUAUAUAUGCACACACACAUAUGGAGCAUGGACCACGCCUACAGCAGGCAAGGAAUGUGACCUAUCCUUUCUCGUUAGGCUCUUAGCUUUUGGGACCUCUGCAUGUCUUAGCAAAGUUAUAUGACAAAAGCUUAAGAUAGCUAUUCAUUACGAUCUUGCCAGUGUUUCAAAUCGUCAUGGAUGAUAAAGAGACGGAUAAUUCCUCCCAUACUAAUAAUCUGGUAGAUGGUUUUUUUACUUUUGGUAAUCUACUAAGAUUGACACAUACUUGACUGUAUAUUUUAUUUCGAAUGAAGAAAAAAAAAAUUGAGAAAUUAUGAGUAUGAACUAUAUGUGUGUGAAUUUUGCUAUUAUCGUAUCAUAAGAAUGUUAGAUUCACAUUUGUAAAUGUGUAUGGCAUUUGACGAUACCAUGCAGAAAAUACUGUAAGCUGUAGAACGUACUUAGUAUUCAGUACUGGUCCGGUUAGCAAUUCCGAGGUCCUUUAAUGGUGAUGGAGAGAGGGCAGAUGAUCCAACAAUUUUAAUAGCCUGGUGCCGUUUAAUCCAAUUAUUGUUUUUGUUAUUAUUGUUUUGAUGCUAAUGAGGCAGUUUCUGCUAUUAACUUGUACAAAAUCCAGUAUAUAUUACGUUGAAUUGAGAGUGUGAAAAAAAAAAAA
Messenger RNA from Carica papaya (papaya), 8210 nucleotides. RefSeq lists its product as uncharacterized. The record is from RefSeq and is a predicted model, not a curated record. Gene Ontology annotation, cellular component: membrane. Lineage: Eukaryota; Viridiplantae; Streptophyta; Magnoliopsida; Brassicales; Caricaceae.